Molecule: messenger RNA, 2559 nt
Organism: Saccoglossus kowalevskii
Lineage: Eukaryota; Metazoa; Hemichordata; Enteropneusta; Harrimaniidae
Product: transcription factor IIIB 90 kDa subunit-like
Biological process (GO): DNA-templated transcription initiation; transcription preinitiation complex assembly; transcription by RNA polymerase III
Cellular component (GO): nucleus; transcription factor TFIIIB complex; transcription preinitiation complex
Molecular function (GO): RNA polymerase III general transcription initiation factor activity; TBP-class protein binding; RNA polymerase III type 3 promoter sequence-specific DNA binding
Source: RefSeq, a predicted model, not a curated record
GUGGGUUGUGAAAUAGCAGGAUGGAAUUAAUUUUCGUGUUCUUGUGGCGUUGCCGUGGCAAUGAGUAAUUUGUAUGAUCCCGUGGAAAUUAUUUACGUUAAAAAUCACAUAUACAUAGGUCGCUGCGUUUGUAUUUCAUGACUCUCAAGUGACGGUUCUGUGCGAUAAACUGUGCAGUACAGUAUUGUAUCCGAGCGCUAAACCACAGUUGUAAAGGGAAAAUGUCGAAGAGAGUGUGUCCCAAUUGCGGUGGCAGUGACAUUGACGUUGACCAGGCACGUGGCAACGCUGUUUGUGUUGCCUGUGGGUCGGUUCUUGAAGAUAAUAUCAUUGUAUCUGAGGUGAACUUCGCCGAAAACUCCCUGGGAGGAACUUCCGUUAUUGGUCAAUAUGUCUCCGCAGAAGGAGGAAAGUCUCAUUCUCUUGGAAGUAGUUUUCAUCAUGGUUUUGGGAAAGAAUCAAGGGCUGUAACACUUCUAAAUGGUAAGAGAAAGAUUCAGUCGCUUGGUGCACAGCUGAAAUUAAAUCAACACUGUAUAGACACUGCAUACAAUUUUUUCAAAAUGGCGGUUUCCAAGAGAUUGACGAGGGGUCGGAAGACGAGUCAUGUUGUCUCAGCAUGUUUGUAUCUUGUCUGUAGGACGGAAGGUACACCACAUAUGCUAUUAGAUUUCAGUGACAUUUUGCAGGUUAAUGUAUAUGUGCUAGGUAAAACAUACCUGAAGUUGUCAACUGAAUUACAUAUAAAUGUUCCUGCAAUAGAUCCUUGUUUGUAUAUUCCACGUUUUGCCCACAAACUAGAGUUUGGUGAUAAAACUCAUGAUGUUUCCAUGACAGCAUUGCGUUUGGUGUCUCGUAUGAAACGUGAUUGGAUGCAUACUGGUAGAAGACCAUCAGGACUUUGCGGAGCAGCUCUCUUGGUAUCAGCAAGACUUCAUGAUUUUAAUCGAACGCAAAAAGAAAUUAUUCGUGUGGUUAAAGUAUGCGAUGCAACGUUAAGGAAAAGAUUGACUGAGUUUGAAGAGACUCCUUCAAGUCGGCUGACAAUUGAUGAAUUUCAGAAAAUAGAUUUAGAAGAGGAACAAGACCCACCAGCAUUUACAAAUGCCAGGAGAAAAGCCAAAAAAGCACAGUUUGGAGAAGCUUGUAAACUGCCAGAGCUGGAAGGUGAAAUAUCAUGUGUACAGGAAGAAAUUGAAAAGGCUUUACAUAAAAAACACAGUAAAAAUCCAAAUUUAUGUGAAGGUUCACUAUCUCAGUCAGAUGACUCCCAAGAUGUCCAAGAAACGUCACAGUUUGUGGAAGAGGAAAUCUUGCAGCAGGUGGAAGAGGAGACGGAAAUCUUACAGGACGCGAAAGAGGAAGCGGUGGCAGAGUCGGCUGUGAUGCAAGAACCUGUGAAAGACUGCCAUGUAGAUGAUGAUGUAGACGAUGAUGUGGGAAUUGACAAUCAUUGUACCAACAGAAAUAAUGAGGAACUUGAUACUUUACUACUUAGUGAAGCAUCAUGGGAAGGGGCGUAUUCUGGGCCACGGCCAUCUGCUGUAAGUCUAGGACUAACGCAAACAAUAGAGGAGUGUAUGCAAGUGCCAGAAGAGGAAUCUGUUCCAGAAGAUGAUGGUGAGUUAGAUCUUACUGGAAUUGACGACAGUGAGUUGGAAAAGUUUAUUUUAAGUGAUAAUGAAGUUGAGCUAAAAACUGAAAUUUGGAUGAAAGAAAAUGCAGAGUACCUCAAGCAGCAAAAAGAAAAAGAAGAAAAAGAGCAGAGAGAUCGAGAGUUAGGAAUUUCAAAACCUGAAUCAAAAAAGAAAAGAAAGUACAAAAAGAGAGUUCCCUUCCAAGCAAACACUGCCGGGGAAGCCAUUGAAAAAAUGCUACAAGAGAAAAAAAUAUCCAGUAAAAUAAACUAUGAUGUUUUAAGAGAUUUGAACAGAGAGAGUGACUGCCAAGGUAGCAGCAAAUCACCACCUAAACAGGAAAGUAUACCAGAGUCAACAAUGUUAUCACCAUCACCAUCACCGAUAGCAACGACGAAAUCAAGAAUGUCAAGUGGAACAAUGAAAAGGAUACAACCAAAUGUAAAUAAAAGGAAAACUGACCAAUCACAGGUUACCAGCUCAAAAAUGGCCCGAUUGGAAACUAACUUUCCUGAAAGUCUAAAGAAUGAGGAUGCUGUUGUCGUGGAGAGUGGACCAGUUACAUUUGAUAACAGUCAUUUGGAGGAUGAGGAUGCAGACUAUUACGAGGAAGAGGAAGGUGAACCAGUCAGUGCUCUACAAUUAAUGGGACAUUCAGGGUUGGAUAGUUACCAUGACUAUGAUAUGGAUGACAUGGAAUAAGUGGUUUUACAUUGUCACAAACCAACUAGCUACAAUCAAAUCCAUUCUCAUGGGAAUUUUUCACUUAUUAAAUGUAAAGUGUAAAUAUGAAUUAUUUUAUUGUAAAAAUUUUUUUGUUGAAAAACAAGCACGAGAAUGAACUGUACAAUUUUAGCUCUAAUAUACUUUUUCCAAGUCUGUGUAUAGGACUCUAGUUUAUUUAUUAAUUAAAAUACUCAAA